AUGUUGAAAUUAUUCUAUAGGGGGUUUAGUUCCUCAGCCAGAGCGUUUGAUCGACACGUAGUGUAUCUGACUUUAUUUUCGAAGAACCAGUGUGGACUAUGUGAUAAUUUUAAAAAUAGCAUGAGGACGCUCUUGGCAAAAGAGGAGUUCGUUGAUAGACUUCAUUAUCGUAUAGUAGAUAUAGAUGAACCGAGGAACAAGGAAUGGUGGGACAAUUACUGUUUUGAUGUACCGGUUCUUCACAUCGAAGAUGCCAAUAGCGAGUCCCUGUACAAGGUAUUCCACAGAUUCAACGACAAGGAUGUAAGUAAUAAGAUAAAAUUGCUCCUAUGA
This is a messenger RNA of Zygotorulaspora mrakii, 333 nucleotides long. It is a transcript of the gene MGP12, whose product is annotated as Mgp12p. Lineage: Eukaryota; Fungi; Ascomycota; Saccharomycetes; Saccharomycetales; Saccharomycetaceae. The coding region runs from base 1 to 333 and encodes 110 amino acids. The transcript has a single exon. The record is from RefSeq and is a predicted model, not a curated record.